AAAAAUCCCGUUGCGAAAUCAAGCACGUAUGUUGUCAUUUUCGCAACGACCCGUUGUUAUAUUUUUCAACAACGGCUGUUGGUGAAUUGUGCACGAACGUGCUCAAAUUGACACCGAGACGUGGUCAACUUUCGGUACCAACAACAGCCGUGCUUAAUUUGUCCAUUUGUAAUAUUGGUAAUUGCAGCCGAUUACACACGAGUAAAAAAUGACAACGGUGGUGCAUGAUUCACACACGGUCGUUGUCAAUAUGACACCGGUCGUGUAUGAAUUAUGCACCACCACCUGCAUAAUGAUGCACCACCGUUGUUACUUUGUACACCGACGUGCAUGAAUCGUACACGAUCGUUGCCAUUUUAGCAACUACCGUGUAUGAAUCAUGCACCACCGUUGUCAUUUUUUUUACUCGUGUGCAAUCGGCUGCAUAUUUACCAUUUUUUCCGUGUUAUUGAAAGAGAAAGGACGCAUUGUGCAAAAAAUUUAUUGAAAAUGAAUAAUAAUUCGCAAGAUCCUCAAAAUAUCAUUGGUGAGUUGUUAGAAAUCGAUGGCAAUAUUGUUGUGGUUCGCGAUACAAACCAUUGCAGCAGUCAAGAUGCGGAAAACAAUGAGGACGAUUAUAUGUUAAGGGAGUUCUUAAAAGGAAUAAAUAUGGAGUCGCUUUUUGAACAAUUAAAAGCAUCACAUGUAACAUUUCGCAGCUUGCAGUACUUGAAAAAAGAAGAUUUAAAGGAAGCAGUGCCACCAUUGGGACUGCGUGUUGAAUUCAGAGAAAAGCUCUUUGCUUGGAAAAAACGAAAGCUCGGGAUUGAUGACGAAACUAUGUCAGUUCCAUCUAAAAUAGGUGAAUGGUGGAAACGCAACGAGACACCUGCAAGUACUCCUGGUACUCCCGACACUACAGGUUCGAACUGCUCAAAAGCCAAAGGAAUUUUGUCAGAGGAUCUAACGGAAUUGUUAACACAUACCUCGAAGGGGAAACUAGCGCUUGAAUGUAGUAGCGUUAAUAAGAAAUUAAGUGACGAGCAAAGAGAUGAUAUAAUUAAUAUAAUUAUUGAAGAUAUUUUAACCAACAAUGUUACUCUUUACACUCAAGACUAUAUGCGCAUAUUGGAUGAAAUUUGUUCCGUUUUUCCUCUUGAAAACGAAAUGAGGGAUUAUUAUUACAUUUCAAGAAAAGGAAAGAACAACGCAAGCGGAAAACUUUAUGCCAAGUAUAGAAACAAGAAGUCCAAAAGAAUAAAGCUUUUGAUUUCCGAGCCUAGCACAAGCAAAGCAGCAACUCACACAUCUCCUAAUUUUUGUAACAAAGAUGUUCCCGAAAUUGAUGAAUCAGUUGAAAAUUCAUUGAAAGCUUCCUUACUAAGAGAAUGUAAUGAUUGGGGAUCGAUCUGCGAAAAAUGGAAAAGAUCUUUUAACAUACGGCAAAGAGAUAUAAAAAAUUUAAGUAGCCAUACAUUUCUCCUUGAAUGGACGAAGUUGUCCGAUGCAAGAGCUUCAGAAUUGGUCAACAUUGAUUUCGAUAUUAUGUAUCCACAGAAAGGCAAUCUUCUACUUUCUAAAUGGGACCAAUUUAAGAAAAAAAUUUACAAUUAUUAUGGGAAAAAUAUUCAUAACGAACAUUGCAAACAACUCUUCGCAAAUGUUUUGACGGCAAGCAGCAUAGAUGCUCAAGAUUAUAUAUACGCAAUACUGUUGAAUUCAGUUUUACCAUCACCUGCUAGGUUUAAAUGUGGAAACGGUAAAUUACGAAAAAAAGUAACAAUAGCUGAUUCGCAGGAAAGUUUCGUACUGCGACUACCGACAAUUAACGAUUAUAAAAGGCAAAUUGAUACAGUCACUGAAAAGUAUUACAAUGCUGGAUUAACUAUACAGCCAUUUAUAAUUGUGGAGGGUUUGUCCGAUUUCAAUAUAAAAGGUUUUUAUGUUUUUUUUAACCACAAUUUGUUAAAAUUUCAAUCGUUCCUCGAAUGUUUAGAUACAUGUUUUAAAAUUUUUCAUGCACUUUCUUUAAAAUAUCCAAAUGCUUCGCAAGGCAAUUCCCGUUGCAAGCUGCAACGUCUGGAAUUGAUUACCUCCAUGACGAGAUCGGGACGCUUGGAAAAUAAUAAAAUAAAACUGAAUGUCCAUUUCGGACUCUUGGCUGCUCGUUUAAAUGUUUUAAAAGGAUGUCCAAUUGCUGGUGUGCCAUCCCGUACCGUACCGUCCCGUCCCGUCCAGUCCACUCCGUUUUCAGUUUUUGUGUUGUCGGUUGAACUAAUGGGUUGUAAAAGAUUUCUUAAAAUUUAA
This is a messenger RNA of Musca domestica (house fly), 2286 nucleotides long. RefSeq lists its product as uncharacterized. Bases 373 to 2286 code for a protein of 637 amino acids. NCBI's taxonomy places the organism in Eukaryota, Metazoa, Arthropoda, Insecta, Diptera, Muscidae. The transcript has 9 exons. The record is from RefSeq and is a predicted model, not a curated record.